ACUUUGGGACGGCUCUCUCUCUCUCUCUCUCUCUCUCUCUCUCGUCCUCUGGUCUGGAACCUUCCCUCUCUUUCUCCAAACAAACGAAACCCUAAAUAAAUCCUCCUAGUAGCCUUCCAUACUUCCACCGAGAGGGGUAACGUCGUGACCCGAGAGGAGGAGGAGGAGAAGAAGAAGAAGGAGAGCGAUGGCGGAAGAGCAGCAGUUGAGGCUGGACCUGGAGGAGCUUCGCCAUCUCGAGUCCAUCGCCAAGAGGCCCCGCGUCCUCUCCAUCCUCUCCUCCGAGAUCCGUAACCUCGACACCAAGUUGUCGAAGGUUACUGCAGCAGUUGCUGCUGCAGCAGCAGCAGCACAGCCUGCGGUAUCUGCCGAAAAGGCUCCCGCUGCAGCGAGCGCGUUGAAUUAUGUUACGCUCGGAUCGUUUAGCUGGGAUCAAGACAAUGACAAGAUCAAGCUCUAUGUAUUUCUUGAAGGUGUACAAGAAGAGAGGAUGGAGACUGUUUUUAAGCGUAUGUUGGUGGACAUCAAGUUUCAUGACGUCCAAGGGAAAAAUUACCGAUUCUCUAUACCAAAAUUAAACAAAGAAAUAGUUCCCGAGAAAUGUAAAGUGGUGGUCAAGCCGACAAAGGUUGUUGUUACACUGUCCAAAGCUUCAAAAGGAAACUGGUUAGACCUGCACUUCAAAGACGACAAGCUAAAGCCAGGUGUGGACAAAGAUAAAGACCCAAUGGCAGGAAUUAUGGAUUUGAUGAAGAACAUGUACGAGGAAGGUGAUGAUGAAAUGAAACGAACGAUUGCCAAAGCUUGGUCUGAUGCAAGAUCUGGGAAAACAGCCGACCCGUUGAAAGGGUUCCCUUGAUCAGUUGGUAGAUGUAUCUAUAUGUUUUGUUCGCUCUCAUUGUAUUUUGGGUGUGAUGUUGAGAGCAAAUACUCUUAUUAAUCGUCUUUCUUAAACUUGUGGAUCAUCAGUUAUUUGGGAUGACUUUUGUUGGGCAUGCUUGUUUUUUAUAUUGAAUUUGCUGUUUGUCUCUGG
Messenger RNA from Phoenix dactylifera (date palm), 1033 nucleotides. RefSeq lists its product as uncharacterized. The record is from RefSeq and is a predicted model, not a curated record. NCBI's taxonomy places the organism in Eukaryota, Viridiplantae, Streptophyta, Magnoliopsida, Arecales, Arecaceae.